Closterium sp. Naga37s-1 is the source of this 1404-nucleotide messenger RNA. NCBI's taxonomy places the organism in Eukaryota, Viridiplantae, Streptophyta, Zygnematophyceae, Desmidiales, Closteriaceae. The record is from the annotation of a GenBank genome assembly.
AUGGCUGCUGGUCAAGAGAUGGAUGCUACUAAGGAGGUGCCCGUUGUUGGCACUGAGGGAGAUAAUGCUGCUGCUGCUGCUGCUGACAUUGAUCUCAACCUUGAGGAUUUCGUGGUUGACAUGGAGAUCAAUGGAAGUGAAGCUGACCUUGAGGCUGAUGCUGAAAAUGAGGAAGAGGCUGGCUCUGAUGAGGGUGUUUCCAAUGAAACUGAGAACAUUGCUGUCAAGCUCCAGACUCAACUCACGGAGCAGAAUAUUCUCAUUGGAGUGCAACAGUGUCGUAUCCAGAACUUGGAGGCUGAUUCUGUUAAGCUUCAGGCCUUGAUUGAGCAGCUGACCAGGGAGGUGCAGUUGAUCCCUAAGGAAAACGACACCUCCAGCCUCAUUCAGGACCUGCACAACACUCUUCAGUUCGUGCAGGAUCAGCUCAAGAAGCAGGAGAAAAGCAUCUCUGUGCUUCAGACCCAGUACAGGGAGAUCCGGCGUGGAAACCUCUACCAGCCUGCUCCUGCAGCAGAGCGAGUCGCCAACGCCGCUAACAGCCGUGCUGCACCUGCUGAUGCACCUCCUGCUGUUCCUCCUCCUACUGGAGCACGUGCUGAGCCUCCUACUGCAGCAGCAACUGCCUUUGGCUCCUGCCCUUCGGCCCUGCCUCGUUUUGUCCAUGGCAAGACCGACGUCGAGACUUGGCUCUCCAUUGCGGAUGACUUUAUGUCCAUCCACAAUGUGCGUAGCGAGGCUCGUGUGGUCGCUGCAACCCUUGCCCUGGACGACACUGCGAGCAAGUUGGUGUAUGCCAACAAGCGCCACGCAGAGGCUAAUGGCCAUCCUUUUGGCUGGGAGGAGUUCAAAGCUGCCAUGCUGGCGGCAUUCCUGAGUCAGCCCCCGGCACUCGAGGUGCGUAGCCGCCUGGAGAAUAUCCAGUGCGGUGACCAGCCUGUACGCGAGUACGCCAAGGAGUUUGAGAAAACUCUGUCGCUGCUGAAGACUGCUCUUCCUGAGAGCGAGGUCAUCCACCAGUUCUUCAAGGGUCUCCCUGAGCACAUCAAGCGUGUGCAUGUUGUGCGCGGGGAGCACCAGUGGAGGACCUACAAGGAGUGCAAGGAGCAGGUCAUUGACACGGAUGUGAAUUUCCGUGUGUACAUGACUCACGCUCGUGCUCAGCAGCAGCCUAGUGCCGAAGGCCCUAGGGGGGUGUCCAAGAGGGCCCAUGCUGGGCCUGCCAAGGAUCCUCAGGAUGAGGAUAAGCCCCCGGCAGGCUGCCGCAUCUGUGGCAAGCUCGGGCACAAGUCCUAUCACUGCCGUUGGAGGAAGUCCGUCAAGAACUCCGGCAAGCCCAACCAGGGCAAGAAGCCGGAUGGUUCUGGCCCUUUGGGCCCGAAGGAUUUUCCGAAGUCCAACUAG